AGGUCGGACACUGCAGGCCUUCAGCCUGGAGAUGCCGCAGGCGGUGCGCAAGCGCGACUCGCCGACGGCGGGCCUUGACGCCGUGCAGCUCACCAUGUUGGGUUCAGGGCUCAUCGGCACGCCUGACGUCAACGAGGAGGAGAUCGCGGCGUGCCCCAAGGGCGGCGCCUGCAUGGUGCUGGGAAGCUGCUCGGGGGCGGCGCCUAGCUUCAAAGAGCGGCACCCAGGCGACAAGACAGACAAGUCAGGCAGGAACCAGCGCAGCGAGUGGCUGCGGGCACCCCAUCCUGGAGGCAGGCCACGAGCGGGCAGGCGGAGAGUGAAGGAAGAAGGCAUCCCAGCGCUGCAUGCCCAGGAGCGGUGCCUGGAGUGGCUCGGCAUCGCAACGGAGAUAGCCGCUGGCGCUCUGUCCGCUGCGGGCGGCGCGGGCAACGCUCCAGCGGCCGCCGCUGCGUCUGCGGCCGCCGCGGGCAGCCAGUGCAAGGCCCCUGCGGCUGCGCCCGCGGCUGCGGCCGCUGCUAGCCAGCCCCUGCGGAGUCCUGCUACGGCGAGUGCUGGGCUCCUCGGCGCCUUCAGGAUCACCGAGGAGGUGCCCCCCGCUGCGGCCAGCGCAGCGGUUGACGCCCUGGAGGGCCGCAGGGUGAGCCGCCGUUGGCGCGCCGCGGCGCUCGGUCCGUGAGUGAGUGGAAGUUUGGCAUCGGUGAGGCUCGCGCUUGCUGCUCUCUGUCGUGAGUAGGCUCCUGUGGCCCUCGGUGCCUGCUCGGGCUCGGCGUCUCUCGGGGGCGUGGGUCCCGUCUGGCCCUGUCCGUGUUUUUUCUGGGAGGGGGCCCAAGGCGGCUUCCUCGGGAGGGGCGGCCCCUCCGCGGCCCCCCUCUUUUUUUCUUGUCCAGCCUUUAAGACCCCACCAACCAACCAACC
This is a messenger RNA of Prorocentrum cordatum, 918 nucleotides long. The record is from the annotation of a GenBank genome assembly. Lineage: Eukaryota; Dinophyceae; Prorocentrales; Prorocentraceae.